AUGAACUGUUGGGUGUGCGUGCUGCUGCUCCUCGUUGGGGUAAGGAGGGGCACGGCAAACGUAGUGGAGGAUGAUAUUUUCUACCAGAAGGGGGAAGUGGACAAACUUACCUUCUCCCUUGAUCACCGAGUAAGAGAUAAGUCCAUGAACGAAAUUCUGGAAUACACAAAUGGGGAAAAUGCCUAUGCAUAUGUAGACAAGGAAAUUGCAAAAGUAUUUACGCUAACCUCAGAAACGGAAAUAAAAAAUUUUUUUUCUCUGAACAAAGAUUUGAAAACAUGUGAUUAUUUAAUCGCAAAGGGAUCCUUAAGAACGGACGUGAAAAAUAACAAGUGUUACAAGAAGAUCUUCUGUGGAGUUAUUCCUCACACUAAAUACAUACAAGGGGGGUCCAAGAGCAAAAGGGGAAACGACAUAAUCCAUUGCGCCUACAUGAAUGACACACACAUGCUUAUUUACCACGUGGGGAAGCCACAUCUAUUGAAGCCAAACGUUAUGUACCAAGAAAUAUUUUUCCAGGAUAGUGAAAAGGGUGUUAUCAAUUGUCACGCCAUGAAAAUUAGCCUCAGGUAUGUAGGAGUCCACACGAAUGGUAAUAACAAUUGCAUACAGGACCACCUGCAGGAUCAUCUCCGAAAUUUAUGUAAUGGGAAAAAGUCCUGUGAAAUUGACUUUAGAAUAGUGAAGCAGGGGGACUGCAUCUUGGGGUCCAAUUUCCUCAUCCACGUUAACUACGAAUGCAUAGAUAGCUGUAACCCGAAACAGAAUCAAACAUGUGACAUUUACAAUGGGGAGGGACGCAGAGCAACUUGCACUUACGGGUAUAACAUGGUGCCGCGUUAUAAGGACUUUUGUGAGAAGAACUACACGUGUGGUAAUAGCAUAUGUUCGGUAAACGAGUUUUGUGACGAGGCAACCAAAUCGUGUGUGUGCAAAACAUCCCUCGUUCCGGUGCAGAUGACAAAAUGUUCAUACAACAACGUGUGUGACGCGAUUAAAUGUCCUGCAAACUCCACUUGUGUUAUUAACGGAAAUUCGAAAAAAGCAGAAUGCAAGUGCAAUGAUGAUAAAUACCUAUACAAAAAUGCAUGCUACAAGAUAGAAGAAUUGGAGAAACUCAUAGAGGCACAAACUACUCCUCAUCACAAACCAUACAAAAAUGCACUCUUCGUUCGUUCAGCUUUAAGGCCUGAACAUAUUUAUAUGCAUUGUGAGGAUGGCUACUCUAUCGAGGUGGUCAACGCAACUCUCUCUUGUUACCACGUCCAGUUCAAGGAGAACAAAAUUAAAUACAUCACUGAUAUAUUGCGGGGGGCUUGUAACGGCAGGGGUAGGUGCGCCUUUGGCAACAGUGUGGAUGAGAUCCCCCCCCUAGACCCGUCUAAUACGUGUGGCACGAAGGGAACUAUCUAUCAGUACGAGUAUGUGUGUGUGGGUGCAACAGGGGGGGGCACUCCUUCGCUAUUGUUACCGCAACCAGUGUUGGCACAACGGGGGCGUGGUCCCUCCAUAAGUAGCUAUACCAAGGAGAAGGGUGCAAUUUUUAGGAGCAGGUUCAACAGCCAAAUAGAAUGUCCAGGAGGAUCUAUAACAGUAAACAGGGCUCUGUUAAAAGCGGGAGACGGUUGCGAAGAUCUCGACUUAACUAAAUCAGUUAAGGAGUACUGUGACCAGCUGAGUUCCUGUGACAUAGGAUUAACGCACCACUUUGAUACGUACUGCAAGAGUGAUCAGUACCUGUUCGUGCACUACACUUGUGCGGACCUGUGCAAAACAUGUGCCCCUAAUUCGUCUUGCUACGGGAAUAAGUAUAAAUAUAAGUGCUUAUGCGAUAGUCCCUACUUGAUUAGAAAUAAUCAUGCCAUUUGUGAAGCACGAGAUACAUGCACUACCCGAACAUGUGGAGAACACCAGACUUGCAAAAUGGUUAACAACAAAGCGAUAUGCAUAUGUGCAGAUAAAUACAAAAAUGUGAAUGGGGUGUGUGUACCGGAAGAGAAGUGUGACCUUCUGUGUCCCUCCAAUAAAUCAUGCUUAAUAGAAAAUGGGAAGAAAAUAUGCAAAUGUAUUAAUGGGUUGACAUUAGAGAACGGAGUUUGUGUCUGCUCGGAUGAGAACCAAAUUGAGGGAGGAGAUUUAUGUGUACCGAAAAAUAAAUGCAAACGGAAGGAAUAUCAAAAUGUGUGCACAAAUGAGAAGGAACAAUGUGUAUAUGAUGAAAAGAAAGACAUUGUGAGGUGUGACUGUGUGGAUCACUAUGAGAAGAACGAACGAGGAAUUUGUAUCCCAGUCGAGUACUGCAAAAAUGUCACCUGUAAGGAAAAUGAAAUUUGCAAAGUUGUGAACAAUACACCCACGUGUGAAUGUAAGGAAAAUGCAAAAAGGAAUAGUAUGAACGAAUGUAUAUUCAAUAAUUUGUGUCUUAUUAAUAAAGGGAACUGUCCCCCUGAUUCAGAAUGUAUUUAUCACGAAAAAAAAGAACAUGAGUGUGUGUGUCAUAAGAAGGGGCUCGUCGCUGUUAAUGGAAAGUGCGUCUUGGAGGACGUGUGCAGGACUGAUCAGAAUAAGUGUCCCGAACAUUCCAUAUGCGUAAAUCAAGUAAAUAAAGCACCACUGUGCAUAUGUCUGUUUAACUAUGGAAGAAGUAGAGCGGGCCUCUUCACGCAGGGGGCCCAAAUGUGCAUGAUGAAUAACCCCUGCCUCACCAAUAACGGGGGGUGCUCGCCAAACGAGGUUUGCACACUUAAGAAUAGAAAGGUGGUUUGUUCCUGCGGGGAAAAUUACCGACCCAGGGGGAAGGAAGAUCAGAUGGGCCAACUGGGUCGAGUGGGUCAAAUGGGUCGAAUGGAUCGAAUGGGUCAGAUGGGCCAACGGGGACAACGGGGAAAACUGACCCAACCAGCCCAUCUAGCCCAACUAGCCCAACCGGGACAGGCGCACCCACCAGAAGAUAACGCCUGUGUACCCAAAGCGUCUGACUUGGACCAAACCUUCACCUUCCAAUACAACGACGAUAUGGCCAUCGUUCUCGGAUCCUGCGGAAUCAUCCAGUUUGUACAAAAGAGUGGUCAAAUCAUAUGGAAAAUUAGCAACAGCAAUAACUUUUACAUUUUUAACUAUGAGUAUCCAUCUGAGGGUAAGUUGCAGGCCCAAAUUGUUAACAACCAGAGGAGUAGCAUUUUGUACGUAAAAAAAAGGCAAGGGGGAAAAGUGCUCUAUGCCGAUUUUGUGUUGGCCCAUGAGGGAUGCUCCUAUGGAAACAUGUUUCUUUACGGUCACUCGACGAUGGCUUAA
Molecule: messenger RNA, 3294 nt
Organism: Plasmodium coatneyi
Lineage: Eukaryota; Apicomplexa; Aconoidasida; Haemosporida; Plasmodiidae
Exons: 1
Coding region: 1-3294 (1097 amino acids)
Source: RefSeq, a predicted model, not a curated record